Mangifera indica (mango) is the source of this 824-nucleotide messenger RNA. RefSeq lists its product as uncharacterized. The record is from RefSeq and is a predicted model, not a curated record. NCBI's taxonomy places the organism in Eukaryota, Viridiplantae, Streptophyta, Magnoliopsida, Sapindales, Anacardiaceae. The transcript has 7 exons. Bases 24 to 614 code for a protein of 196 amino acids.
GAGUUGUUCUAGGUGUAAAAACGAUGUCGUUUAUUUCCUCUCUGUCAACUCCACAGUCUCUAUCUCUCUUCUGCAAAUCCAAACGUGUAACCGUUUCUGUUAGUUCCCGCUUUAAAGCCUCGGCAGAAGUUCCAGAUUUUCUCUCUGCAGAUUGGCUUGAAUCUCGACGGAAAAGGCCUUUUGGACCCAGACUAAAUUUUAGUGCAGAAGAAGCUGUUCAAUACCAGCUUGAUGCAUUGAAGUACAAUGAUAAACCCCGUCAAGACUAUGGCAUCGAGGUUCUGUAUAGGUUUGCUGGAUUCGAUCCUUUCGAAAGGUCCCUGUAUUUUGGGCCUUCCUUCGAUUUGGGGCAGUUUGAGCGAUUUAGACGGAUAUUUCACCAUUCAACUUACCGAGUAUUGCUUGGUCACAAAGAGAGGAAGAUCUUGAGUAGUUUGUUUGUGAAGGAGGACCGAUUCAAGCAGCGGUUUUGGGUAAGAGGAAGUCGUCCUGAGGAAGAAGAAAUAUUUCAGUUUACCAUGGUUCAGAGGGUUGGUGGUUCGUGGGAUGGUUACUGGUUGGCUGAGAGUUUACUUCAUGAUGGAGAUGCCUUCGCCGGUGGGUUAGCUUACUAAUCGGUGGUACCUACAGAAUGGUGUAUCUCGGUGAUACUAAUUACCCUGGUGUAGAAGCAUGAAAUUAUUUGCCUACUCACAGAUUAGAAUUAUAUACAUUCUGUAAUAAAAUGUUGCAUGUUUACUGUAAUCAGGCUGGUUACAAUAUGUAAAGUAAACCCUGUACAUAUAAAGCUGCUGCAUAUAUAUAUCUCCAUUGCUCUUCUGGUA